AUGUCUUCCAACAACACCAUUUCCGUGACCCUGUCACAGCUUGCCAAGAUGAUCGAUCACUCGCUGCUCCAUCCUACAAUGACCGACGCCGACGUCCUGGCCGGACUCAAGAUCGCGAGAGAAAACAACGUCGCCACGGCUUGCGUCAAACCAUAUCACAUUCCGCUAGCCAUUCAGGAGCUAUCAGGCACCGACGUCCUGGUAUGCCCCGUGAUCGGAUUCCCCCACGGCAACAGCACCACCGAAAUCAAAGUCCAAGAGGCCACCGCUGCUGCCCAGGCUGGUGGACGGGAAAUCGACAUGGUCGUCAACGUUGGCAAAGUCCUCGGCGGAGACUGGGAGUAUGUCACUCGAGAAAUUGACCAGAUCAACCGCGCGGUUGUAUCCCACGGGGCCAUUCUCAAGGUCAUCUUCGAGAACGACUAUCUCAAGCCCGAGCAUAUCGUUCAGCUUUGCAAGAUCUGUACCGAACUUGGAGUUGCUUUCGUCAAGACCUCGACUGGCUAUGGCUUUGUCAAGCAAGCCGAUGGCUCGUACAAUUAUCUCGGUGCGACGGUGUCGGAUCUCAAGCUGAUGCGUCAGCACUCGGGGUCCAAGGUCCAGAUCAAGGCGGCCGGUGGUGUUCGCACGCUUGAUGACCUGUUGCACGUUAUGAGUCUGGGCGUUACUCGAAUUGGUGCUACGGCGACGGUGGCUAUUCUGGAAGAAGCCAAGAAGCGUGGGAUUAGCGAUGAGCCGACGACAGUUAGCUUCAAGCCGAUGCAGGAGAAGGCGGGAGGAUAUUGA
Messenger RNA from Penicillium cataractarum, 786 nucleotides. Its product is annotated as 2-deoxyribose-5-phosphate aldolase. Bases 1 to 786 code for a protein of 261 amino acids. Gene Ontology annotation, cellular component: cytoplasm. Gene Ontology annotation, biological process: deoxyribonucleotide catabolic process; carbohydrate catabolic process. The transcript has a single exon. The record is from RefSeq and is a predicted model, not a curated record. Gene Ontology annotation, molecular function: deoxyribose-phosphate aldolase activity. Lineage: Eukaryota; Fungi; Ascomycota; Eurotiomycetes; Eurotiales; Aspergillaceae.